ACUUGCAUCUCCUGGCGGGGUGGUGAUAUCCCCGUUACUUGUGUACUGGUCUAGUUGCUGUCUUUUUGGCCUCCAAAAUUACAUCUUUAAAUUUUAUAAGUAUCUAGGAGUUCAGGGAGGAGAGGAACAACUUAUUUUAAACCAUGGAGCCAGAAUACGAUGGAUAUAUGGAGGAGGAAGAAGAGUGGGACAGGGAAGGAUUACUCGACCCGGCAUGGGAAAAGCAGCAGAAAAAGACUUUUACAGCAUGGUGCAACUCUCACCUUCGAAAGACUGGUCCACAAAACCAAAUAGAAAAUAUAGAGGAGGAUUUUCGAAAUGGACUCAAACUUAUGUUAUUGUUAGAAGUCAUCUCUGGAGAGCAUUUACCAAAACCAGACAGAGGCAAAAUGCGCUUUCAUAAAAUAGCCAACGUCAAUAAGGCUUUGGAUUUCAUAGCCUCCAAAGGAGUGAAACUAGUUUCAAUAGGCGCUGAAGAAAUUGUGGAUGGAAAUGUAAAGAUGACAUUGGGUAUGAUCUGGACCAUCAUCCUCCGUUUUGCUAUUCAAGACAUCACAGUAGAAGAAUUAACAGCCAAAGAAGGUCUUUUGUUGUGGUGCCAAAGAAAAACAGCUCCUUACAAAAAUGUUAAUGUACAGAACUUUCACCUCAGCUGGAAAGAUGGGUUAGCCUUCUGUGCACUGAUCCAUCGCCACCGCCCUGACCUCCUAGACUACUACAAACUCUCUAGGGAAAACCCAUUGGAAAACCUGAACACUGCUUUUGAUAUUGCAGAGAAGCAUCUGGACAUUCCCAGAAUGUUAGAUCCUGAAGAUAUGGUUAAUUCAGCCAAACCAGAUGAGAGGUCUGUUAUGGCGUAUGUUUCUUCCUACUACCAUGCUUUCUCUGGUGCUCAGCAGGCUGAGACAGCAGCAAACAGAAUUUGCAAAGUUUUGAAAGUUAAUCAAGAAAAUGAAAGACUUAUGGAAGAAUAUGAGAGACUAGCCAGUGAUCUGUUGGAGUGGAUUCGCCGCACCAGGCCCUGGUUAGAAAAUCGCACUACUGAUAAUACUUUGCCAGGCACACAGCGAAGGCUUGAAGAGUUUCGUGACUAUAGGCGUAAACAGAAACCACCAAAAUUGGAAGACAAAGCCAAGCUUGAAAAUAGUUUUAAUACACUUCAAACUAGACUUAGGCUUUCCAACAGACCAGCAUAUCUCCCAACUGAAGGAAAGAUGGUUUCGGAUAUUGCUAAUGCAUGGAAAGGAUUAGAGACUGCAGAAAAAGGCUUUGAAGAAUGGCUUCUUUCAGAAUUACAAAGAUUAGAGCGUUUAGACCAUCUUGCUCAGAAGUUCCGUCACAAGUGUGAGAUUCAUGAGGAGUGGGCUGCUGGUAAAGAAGAUAUGCUGAAAUCUGGAGACUUCAAGAGAUGUAGAUUAAAUGAGCUCAAAGCUAUGAAAAAGAAACAUGAAGCUUUUGAAAGUGAUCUUGCUGCUCAUCAAGAUAGAGUGGAACAAAUUGCAGCUAUUGCACAAGAAUUAAAUUCAUUGGAUUAUCAUGACGUUGCCACAGUUAAUGCAAGAUGCCAGCGUAUAUGUGACCAAUGGGAUGUUCUUGGCCAACUGACAACAAAGAGAAGGGAUGCCCUAGAAGAGGCUGAAAGGAUCUUAGAAAGAAUCGACCAGUUGCAUUUGGAGUUUGCCAAAAGAGCAGCUCCAUUUAACAACUGGAUGGAUGGAGCCAAGGAGGAUCUUUUGGAUAUGUUUAUUGUUCAUACAACAGAGGAGGUGCAAGGCUUAGUUGAUGCUCAUGAACAGUUCAAAGCUACUUUAGGUGAGGCGGAUAAAGAAUUUGCAACCAUUGUUGGGCUAGUGCAGGAGGUCCAGAGGUUGGGUCAACAGUUUGGAAUUACUCCACCAGACAACCCUUACACUACUCUUCAUGCACAGGAUAUUACCAACAAAUGGGGUGAAGUGAAACAAUUGGUCCCCCAUCGUGACUCAACUCUGCAGCAAGAAAUGAUGAGACAACAGAAUAAUGAACGUCUACGUAGACAGUUUGCUGCCAAGGCUAAUGUUGUUGGUCAGUGGAUUGAAAAUCAGCUAGAUGCUGUGGCCUCCAUUGGUGUGACAGGACGCUCAUCAUUAGAGGAACAGCUAAAGAAAUUACAACAAUUUGACAAAGCUGUUGUUGCCUACAAGCCCAACAUAGAUGAACUAGAGAGAUACAAUCAGGAAGUCCAAGAAGCUAUGAUAUUUGAGAAUCGUUACACACAGUAUACAAUGGAGACUUUACGAGUUGGUUGGGAACAGUUACUGACUGCUAUUGCCAGAAACAUAAAUGAAGUAGAAAAUCAGAUAUUGACAAGAGACUCAAAAGGCAUUAGUGAAGCUCAGAUGAAUGAAUUUAGAAUGUCCUUCAAUCACUUUGACAAAAACCGAACGAAAAGACUGGAACCCAAGGAAUUCAAAGCUUGCCUUAUUAGCUUGGGCUACAAAAUCAGAGAUGACAAGCAGGGCGAAGCAGAUUUUCAGAGGAUUAUGUCUAUUGUUGACCCCAACCGUUCUAACUAUGUUACCUUUGAUGCAUUUUUGGACUUCAUGACACGUGAGACUGCUGAUACAGAUACUGCAGAGCAAGUCAUGCAGUCAUUUAAGAUUCUUGCAGGAGACAAGCCAUACAUCACAGCACAGAUUCUUAGACAAGAAUUACCACCAGAUCAAGCUGAGUACUGUAUUCAAAGAAUGGCACCAUACACAGGACGUGAUGCUGUUCCUGGCGCCUUAGACUACAUGUCAUUUUCAACUGCACUCUAUGGGGAGAGUGAUCUCUAAAAGAGGAAAUGAAUCAAUGCUAGUUUCACCAUUGGGGAAUUGUUUUCUUGAACCCCUGCCCCUCACUAGAUCAUUCUCCUUUAUAUGCAGCAUCCUGAGGUGUGCAAGUUUAGUCGGGCUCAUAUACAUACAGAAUUUAUUUUUACACAUAAAUAACACUAAAUAUUAUAUUAUUAUAAUAUUAAUACAAGAAGUAUGGUAUUUCAUUUAAGCUUUGAUAAGAAUUGCUUUUACAUGAAACCAUGAGGACUUGGUGAUUUACCUUAUAACAACUUUAGUUUGAGAGCUUUUAGUUGAGUGCAUGCCAUUGUUGCACUAUGGCAUCAGUGGGGCAAGCUGCUCAAAUAGCAUGAAUUUAGCCAUAUCUGGUACAUUGAUUGGUAGAAGGCAAUUUUUCCACUGCUCAUGAUCAAAUUAUUCUAUAUUGAAAUUUUUCCGUUAACUAAUCACAACUGAUCAGGAAAAACUAAGGUAACUACAUGACUAUUUGGUUGUGACCAGUGUGUCUUAUUGGGUACUAACAACUUUUGGAAGUCAUUCAGAGUCUUUGUGUACAAUCAGUGCCUUUAUGCUAUGCUGCAGUUAAAAUAUCUUGCCCAUUGGAAACAAGAAUUGAAUCACCACAUUCUUGAGUUUUAAAACAUUCUCUGUACCCUCGUGAAAGAAAAGAGCUGUGCAUGUCUCCACAAUUCAUCUUUGUUGGUUCGUAGGUCUAGGUGUGGCCAUGUAUUCCCAGUUUGGUUUGAACUACUGAUUUUUUCUUUUAAUUUAAAUCAAUUUUUUUUAAGUUCCACUGGUGUGACCAUAUUUUAUUUUUAUGUAGUAAAUGUUCAUAGAAUACAAAGUGAAUAUAUUGAUGACAUAAAUAUUUAUUAAAUUAACAAAUUAGACAAUUAUUUUUCCUAUGCAUAAAGGCCUUAGGUUGUCUACUCCAUUUGUUUGUACAUUCAGUUUUCCACUAAUAUCUUUAGUCUUUUUAUUUCCUGAGCUUUGAAAUCAAAUUCGGAACUCUUCUCUCACACAUGGAUCAGGACAAUGUAUAUAACCAGGUUCAUAUCUACUCAUUUGUUGCAUGUAUAUUCUCUAGCAGCAAAUGAUAAAACCUUCUGCAGUAACCAAAUGAAGGGAGCUUGCCCUAAGCACUGCCAUUUCUUACUGUCCCAGUUUCACAUGCCAUCUAAUGUUGAAACAAGUCAACCACCACCUUAAUGGCUUACUUAGAGCAGGUUCACUGUUAACGAGCAUUUCUUGUUAUUUUUUUUUACAAUGUAUUUGGACUUACUGUGAAAAGCUAAUUUUAUUGUAUUAUUUGAACUUAAGAACCAAACAUAUUGUAAGGAUUUUUUUUUUUUUUUUGAGAUCUAAUUAGAAACAAGUAAAUAAAGAAUCAUUUGACAUUGUGAUCAUUUUUUUACUGCUUGUCUGAUUUUGAUGUAUUUAAACAUUGCUUGCAUGCUAGAUGAUUGAACAUUAGAGACAUGAUUGUGAUCAGCUUUUCUCAAUCACUGGGAGACGCUGCAGUUAUUCCAUUCAUCUCAUUUGACUUGAUGGGAAUUUAGGCCUGUCUUUAGAGAAGGUUACGCUUACAGGAAACACUAGCUGUAGUUUCCACUAUGCAAAAAUCAAGAUGUGCACCAGUAAACUGCUGAAAAAGUUGUUGAAUGUAGGCCUGCUGCUAUAAGGACCCUGACAGGCCAUUGUUUAUUUUUUUAACUGUUAUUGCAUUCUUGUACCGUACUGCUUUUAUUUUGCUUUCACGCCAUGUAGAAUAUUUACAGAUUAAAAAAAUCUAGUUAAUAAAUUCCUAGCUAAAGACGAGUACUAUAGAAUUAUAAUGCAAUGUUUAGCGGUUGACACAGUUCUGUAUCAGUUGUGGAUGGAUGGGUACACUAUACUUUUAUUUAUUACUAUGUAGCUCACAUUGUACUCAUUGUUUCAUUUUCUUUUUUUUUAAAGCUUACAUUGUAUUCAUUGGCUCUGCUUUGUUCUUGUAUAAAUAAUUUUAAUUGCCAGAAUGGAUAUUCUACAUUUAGAAUAACACUUGUACAAUUUAUAAGUUACAUAUUGUUUUGCCUUGAUAUCAAAUUGUUUACUGUGGUUUCUAUCGGGGUUUCUCAACAGCUGGUUUUAGGGGUAAAUCUGGCUCUAUAAUUCAGUAUCUGUUUUAGCAUAAUUAUGCAGACAGGCUGUCUAAAGGGUACUCGAGUACCAUGUGUAGAGGUUGGGCUGGAUGGAAUGGUUGAGAACCGUUGAUGGCAUCACUGUAGUGUACAUUUAAAAAGAAUUUUUAAUUAUUCAAUUUUCUAUUUGUGUUGUGGGGGGUGCUAAGAAAAGAAUAUGACUGUAGGCUAGAAUUUGUUAAUGUUCGUGGUUGAGUCAAUAUGUUGCCUCUGUAGUUCUGUGGGGUCUCUGCAUGUAUGUCAUUUUAUUUCUUGUCCAAUUUUUUAAAAACUGAUUUCAAUUGGCCGUACCCCUCAUUGCGCCGUACUUGAGGCGUGGCAAAUAGCGGCUUAAAGCAGGGGCUGUUGUUUUAUUUGUAUGGCAGUGCUCUAGUUACUGCUGGUGUAUGCAGUCCAGUUUGGUUUUUAUUUCUGUUAUUUCUUCAUAAACGAUGAAUAAUUUUAGUCAAGCAGGGAUGGCCACCCCAAACCAACUCUGUCCUCCAAAUAGUAACCAACAUAAAUAAAGUAUUGAAUACCCA
This is a messenger RNA of Physella acuta, 5514 nucleotides long. RefSeq names its product alpha-actinin. Gene Ontology annotation, molecular function: protein binding; calcium ion binding. The record is from RefSeq and is a predicted model, not a curated record. Lineage: Eukaryota; Metazoa; Mollusca; Gastropoda; Physidae.